Molecule: messenger RNA, 2175 nt
Organism: Pimephales promelas (fathead minnow)
Lineage: Eukaryota; Metazoa; Chordata; Actinopteri; Cypriniformes; Leuciscidae
Biological process (GO): response to endoplasmic reticulum stress
Cellular component (GO): endoplasmic reticulum; protein phosphatase type 1 complex
Molecular function (GO): protein phosphatase regulator activity
Source: RefSeq, a predicted model, not a curated record
CGCAUGGUCGCAGGCUAAAGAUAUUUGUUUACAGUCGAGCGCGUUCAUAAGUUUCAGCUCUAGUCGUCACCCUCACGCGUUCAUUUGAAGGUGUGUAAACGGGACUUGGUGAUCAUGUGGAACUCAGCAGCUUUCGCUCGGAGUUAACGCUCACAUAUUUGGGAAGAUGUCGGUAGCAAGCGUCAAAAAUCAGUCGAUAAAUUACUACAGCGAAAACACACCGAGGGACGAGUAUCAGAAUACGUGACACUGACAGGUGAGGAUGGAGAGGAUGGAGAGGACCGCGCUCCGGCGCUUCGGGGACAGCGGCAUGAUGCUUCUGCCCUGGACUAAACAGAUCCUGACGGUUGUGUGGGAACACUUGCGACUGCUGCUCCAGGUCAUCUGCUGCACUUUUAUGACGGUUUUCCAGAUGUUCAGGUUUGAAGUCCAUCUGAGAAUCACAGAUGAGACAGGGCAACACAUUCAGCACAUGACAAGUGGCUCAGGAGACCCAUCUGACAGUUUCCUGCUCUCUUCCUUGUUUGAAAACAACAAAAACAUGGUGGUCGGGGGUUCCAGUUCGCUUUCGAAAUUCGGCAGAGACCCGUUCGACGUGGGCUCCCACUCCAGAGCCGUCCUGUCCAGUCUGGUCAGCGAUGAACUCUGUUGCUCCUUGGUGGACGACCUCGUGUCCCAUGCAACAGAGUGCCUCAAUGACACAGAAGAUCUCUACAUUGGAGAUCACUCCGUGUGGAAACACGGAUAUGACUGGACCGUUUUAGGAGGUUCCGAGAGGAAAUGUGCAGAGAGCACCUGCACUUUUUCCGUGUCGGGGUUUUCCGCAAAGGACUUUGUAAAGCAUCAAAAGCCCAUCAGUGAUCCUGACACAUCUGGUUCAUCUACAGAGGAUGUUCAAACUCCAUGUCAAGUGCAGUCAGUCGCUCAUCUCUCGGACAGCGAGUUCAGCUGGGGCAGCACAGACAGCUCUUGUCUCGAAGGAGAACGCGAGGAGAGCGACAAACUCUGGGAGCUUCUGACCAGCUCGACGGAUCCAUAUCACCCGAUGCACUUCACGGCGUGUUUGUCCAGUGCGGCAAGCAAAACGCAGGAAAUUUCAAAGCCUGAAAGCCCCACGUCACAAUCCACAGCAUCUACAGGCUCUGAAUCUUCCAAAGCAGGUUCUGAAGAUGAAGAAGAAGAGGCCUUGUGGAGAUCCCUCUCUCAGAAUGAUGACCCAUAUCACCCGCUGAAUUUCAGAGCGCCGCUUCAAAGCUCACCAGCAACACCUACACCUCCCAAACACCAUUCACCCAGCCAGACCACGCAAGGUAAAGCCAGACUCUUCAAAUCUACGAGGCGCUCAAAGCUGCCUUCACCACCAAGCAAAGUUCCUCGCCAUUGCUGCCACAAAUUACCCUUAGAGACAUUAUCAGUGGUGCCAUGGAGAAGAUAUGUUGGUCUGACAGCGGUUCAGGGCAACCAGAGGAAACGUGCUACUUUUAAGAAGGUGAAAUUUUCUCCCAUCGUACAAGUUCAUAAGAUGCACACUUGGUCCUUUGCUCUUCAAGCUUCACGUAAGGGACCGUGGGAGGAGCUCGCGCGGGACAGAGACCGAUUCCGAAAGAGAAUCGGUGAAACUGAGAAGGCCAUUGGCUACUGUUUUAGUUUGUCACACAGGGAAAAGCUGUGGGCCUAUAAGGACAACCUACAGAAAGAAAGAAAAACAGCCCUUGAUCUGCAAAAUGUUGCUUCUGAUUGUAAUUAUUGAUCUUAUUAUUCCAAGGCCAGACUUUAGACUGUUAUAUUGACUUAAAUUGACAAUUAUACCUCACUGCUGUGUCCCAACACACAAUAUACCUUGACUGCUACUAAAUGUUAAUCAUUUUUUGCUAGGCCUCACAGAUUUUCAGUGUGACUGAUCACAUAUUUAUUUUAACACAAAUUGUGGAUUAGUAGGAGUUAUGGAGUAGUAGACUAGUGUUAUUUUAUUUGAAGGGACAGGUCACCCCAAAAUGCUGUCAUGUACUCACUCUCAUGCGGUGUAUAUAUAUAUAUAUAUAUAUAUAUAUAUAUAUAUAUAUAUAUACCACAUGAGAGUGAUUUGACCCUUUUGAGAGUGAGUUCACUCUUUUUUUUAAAGAAAUUAAUACUUUUAUUCAGCAAGGAUGCAUUAAAUUAAUUAAAAGUGACAGC